AUGGCGUCCACAGAACCCGCAUCAGCUGCUAAAAGCGACUCGAACGAGCCCGCUACGCCGCCUGCGAGCGAGUACACCAUCCUCGCCGCGAAUGUCACCCACAACCUCUCGCUACUCCACCAGGCCGUCUCGCUGCUCGAACCUCGCUUCACCACCCGCGCGUUGAGGUCACUGCCAGAGGUCCGCAAGAAGUUUGGGAAGGACGGCGAGGUGCUUGCAGAGGUCAUCAGGAGCGGACAUGUCUUCAAAGAUGGUUCAGAUCGUAAAGCGCAACUCAUCCAAGCGCUCGGUGACCCUCCCGCGCCUCCUAAGGAUGCGCCUGCCUCGUCGACUUCGAAAGGAGACGCCUCGAUGGACGUGGACUCGGCGGAGAAGCAGGGAGAAACGGACAAGAAGGACGGAAAGGAGGGUUCGGCGCUGAAGGAGGUCGCGAAGAAGGUCAAGAAGGCUGGACAGCACGAGGAGUUGAAGGAAGUUGCGAGCGAGUUGCCAGAGGGCGACGCGUUCGUCUGCCUGCUCGUGGUGAUCAGCCUGCUCGACCAGAAGAAGUACGAGGAGGGCAAGGCUCUCGCAACCAAUUGCCUCGAGUUCUUCGGCCAGCUCAACCGCCGAACGCUCGACCAGCUCCUGUCCAAAUUCUUCUUUUACUGGGUCCGUCUGCAUGAAGUCUCGGGCGACGACACCGGAGCUCUUCGACCCACUCUUCUCGCCGCUCACCGCACCGCCUCUCUCCGCCAUGACGUCGACCUCCAAGCAACGCUCCUCCCUCUUCUCCUCCGCAACUACCUGGAGCACGGUCUCUACGAGCAGGCGGACAAGCUCGUCAGCAAGACGCAAUUCCCCGAAGGCAGCGCGCAGAACAGUCAGCUCGCAAGGUGGUACUACUACCUGGGCCGCAUCCGCGCGAUCCAGCUCAACUACACCACCGCGCACACCUCGCUCGAACAAGCGAUCCGUCGCGCGCCGUCCGAUCUUCGCGCCGCGCCCGGCUUCUUCCAGCACGCCUACAAGCUUCAUGUCCUCGUCACGCUCCUGAUGGGCGACAUCCCCGAAAGGAAGAUCUUCCGCGAGGUCGUGCUGAAGAACGCUCUGCGGCCGUACCUCGAGAUUACGCAGGCGGUCCGAGUGGGCGACAUUCAGGCUUUCAACACCGCCUUGUCGCAGCACACCGCCGUCUUCACCGCCGACCGCACCCUCUCGCUCGUCCACCGCCUCCGCCACAACGUCAUCAAGACCGCCCUCCGCACCAUCUCGCUCGCCUACUCCCGCAUCUCUCUUCGCGACAUCUCGACCAAGCUUGCGCUCGACUCGGAGGAGGAUGCCGAGUACAUCGUUGCCAAGGCGAUUCGCGACGGCGUCGUCGUUGCCAAGGUCGAUCACGAGAAGGGCGAGAUGACGAGUCGGGAGACGGGAGACAUCUACUCGACGGGCGAGCCGAUGCGCGAGUUCGACAGGAGGAUCGGCUUCCUGCUCGACCUGUACAACCAGAGUGUCAAGUCCAUGCGGUACCCAAUGAAUGCGCACUCGAAGGAGUUGGCAUCGGCGAAGGAGGCGCGCGAGCGUGAGCGCGAGUUGGCCAAGGAGAUCGAGGAGGGCGACUCGGACGCCGACCUCGACGGACCCGGCGACAUGGACUCCUUCUGA
Rhodotorula toruloides NP11 is the source of this 1644-nucleotide messenger RNA. Its product is annotated as 26S proteasome non-atpase regulatory subunit 3. Bases 1 to 1644 code for a protein of 547 amino acids. The transcript has 9 exons. Gene Ontology annotation, cellular component: proteasome complex; proteasome regulatory particle, lid subcomplex. Gene Ontology annotation, biological process: regulation of protein catabolic process; ubiquitin-dependent protein catabolic process. The record is from RefSeq and is a predicted model, not a curated record. Gene Ontology annotation, molecular function: enzyme regulator activity. Lineage: Eukaryota; Fungi; Basidiomycota; Microbotryomycetes; Sporidiobolales; Sporidiobolaceae.